Molecule: messenger RNA, 3600 nt
Organism: Diaporthe batatas
Lineage: Eukaryota; Fungi; Ascomycota; Sordariomycetes; Diaporthales; Diaporthaceae
Product: DNA repair protein SMC6
Exons: 4
Coding region: 1-3600 (1199 amino acids)
Biological process (GO): double-strand break repair via homologous recombination
Cellular component (GO): site of double-strand break; Smc5-Smc6 complex; nucleus
Molecular function (GO): single-stranded DNA binding; damaged DNA binding
Source: RefSeq, a predicted model, not a curated record
AUGCCCGCUGCGACCGUCAACAACAUCGGCGCCGCGUCUCGAAAGCGCGGCCGCCGCAGAGAGGAAGUCGCCGCCGACUACGAUUCAGAUCAAGCAGAUGAGCUCGUACAUGUCCACCAGGCCAGCUCCGGGCUGCGCAGUGAGCCGCAGAGGAAACGCCCGCGUGUCUCGGAGCCGGCCAGCGCCCACAAGAGGGCUGCACAGCCCAGGACUGGGGCCAGAGCCGCCCGCGACCCUUCAGAUGCGUCGAGCGAGGAUGAGCAGGAUGUCCCGAUGGAAGACGCGGCAGACCGUCGCGAUGAACCGGCCGCUACGCAGUACGAGAUCAUGCGAGAUGCGGGAUUCAAGCACCUCGAGCACGCCGACGAGGAUGACCGGCGCGCCACGCAGAGGCUGCAACAGAAGAGCCUGGCUCGUCGGACCAACCGCCCCGGCGAUCUCAACCACGCCGCCGAGAAUGGCAUACUCGAAAGCAUCGAGUGCAUCAACUUCAUGUGCCACAAGAGGCUGCACGUCCCGCUUGGCCCGCUCCUCAACUUCAUUGUUGGUGAGAACGGCAGCGGCAAGAGCGCCGUCCUCACCGCCAUCACCCUCUGCCUGGGCGCCAAGGCCAGCUCCACCAACCGCGGCGGCAGCUUGAAGAAUUUCAUCAAGGAAGGAGCUGAAAGCUCUGCCCUGAUUGUCAAGAUCAAGAACCAGGGCCAUGACGCGUACCAGCGCGAUCUCUACGGCGACGUCAUCAUCGUCGAACGGCACUUCAACCGCAACGGUGGGAGCGGCUUCCGCCUCAAAUCCCAGAACGGCAAAUUAGUAUCCGACAAGAAAUCCGAGGUGGACCAGAUCGUCGAGUAUUACUGUCUCCAGGUCGACAACCCCUUAAACAUCCUUUCCCAGGACAACGCGCGCCAGUUCCUCAACCAGGCCUCUGCCAAGCAAAAAUACAAGUUCUUCCUCCAGGGCGUCCAACUGCAACAGCUUGAUGACGACUACCGCAUCAUUGAGGAGUACGCCACCUCAAACGAAAACAAGGAAGGCGAUCUCGAGAUCCGGCUGGAACACGCGCAAAAGGAGUACGACAAGUCAAAGAGGGAGUAUGAAAUCUUCUUGCAGGCUGAGGACAUGCGGAAACAGUGCCGGCUGCUCUCCCAAAAGGCAAUCUGGGCCCAGGUAGCCGAAGCCGAGCGCAAGACCGAGCGGAACGAGGAGGAUAUCUCCCAGGCCGAUGGGCAGAUCGCGGGCGCACAGCACGUGCUCACGCAGAGGACCCAGGAGCUAGAGGUCGUCGACGAGAAGCUGGCACAGGCUGAGGAAGCUCUGAGAGCCUCCAGGGAAGAUGGCGAGACUCUGAAAGCCAACUUUGAUAAGGCCCAACAGGACUAUGAAGAUGCCCAGAAGGAUCUGGUUAGAAUCCACAACAAUGAGCGUGACGCACGCUCUCAAGGACAGUCUGCAUUAGAAAGCAUCAACGAGUACGAGAAGAGGAUACAGGAGGAGGAGCAGAGGCUGCAGGACCUGAACGGGGAUGCACACGCUCGGAAGAUUGGAGAGCUAGAGGCAGCCCAGGCCAGGCAGCAAGAAGUUGAGACGGAGUCCGAGACUGCGAGAAAGAAGCUCCCCGAUAUCAAACAGGCCAUUUCGGACGCGGACAAGGAGUCCCAGACCAUCGACAAGUACAUUCACCAGAAACAGGACGAGAUCAGGGCGACGCAGAACAGGAUCAAGGAGCUGGAGCGAGGGCAGGGAUCGCUCUAUGAAGGGUAUGAACAAGCGGUGCCCAAUCUGCUCAGGAUGAUCGAGCACGAUGCCGGGUUUGAUCACAAGCCCGUCGGGCCCAUCGGCGCCCACGUCCAGGUCAAGAAGCCGGUCUGGUCACCGAUCUUGGAAAGGACAUUCGGAGAGACCCUGAACGGCUUCGUCGUCACGAGCAAGCGCGAUCAACAGCGGCUCCGAGACAUGAUGAAGAAGCUGGGCCUGAACAGGUGUCCCAUCUUUAUCGCCAACCCAAGGCCGAUCGACACCUCGAGGACGGAGCCUGACGAGAAUUUCGACACCAUUCUGCGUAUCCUCAAGAUCAACCACCCGCUAAUUCGAUCCCAACUCAUCAUCAACCAUCGGAUUGAGCAAACCUUGCUUGUCGAGACGAAGCUGGACGCCGAGCGCAUCAUGAUGGACAGCACUGGACCGCCACGCAACGUCGUUGCAUGCAUUCAUCUCUUUAAAGAGAAGGGUUUUGGGUGGGGGGUGCGUGUUAUGGCCAAUGCAAACAGGGUCACCUCUUCGCCAGUCCGCCCUCCCGACCGGAACCAGAAGCCUCGUCUCCGUAGUGACUCGCUCCAAGAGGUGUCCGUUCAAAAUGAGAGGAUGAAGCAUCUCGAGUUGGAGCUGAGUGAAGUCCGGCAGCAGAAGCAGCAGCAGCAGCAGAUCACGCAGCAGGCCCGGCGAGACUUGGACAAGGCCAAGAAGACUAUGGACUUGAACAAACAGAGGCUGCGGGAAAUCAAAGUGGAAAUCGAAGACAUCCAACGGGAACUCGACUCUUUUGAUGGGGCUGACGGGCGGCUUGAGGGCCUCCGCGAGGACCUGAAGAAGCAUCAGGAGGAUUACGACUUCCAUGGUGGCCAAUAUGGCGCCCUUACCCUGAGAAAGACAGAGCAGAACAAGCGGGUUGAAGAACUCAAGGCAGUCCUCAACACCGAGAGGAAGAGCUUGAAAGAGUUCGAGGCGAGAUUGAGGAAAGCCGAAGACAGAGUCAAGAGGUGCACCGACUCGCGCAGCAUCUCUGUGCAACAGAAGAACGAGGCUCAUGACAGCUUGCGGAUAGCGCAGAACGAGAAGGCGAGGCUUGAAGGCAAGCGAGCGAAACUGGAAGAGACAGUACGCGAGAUCACUGCAGCGGCAUCAGAAGCGUGUCCAGAGCGGGCCCACGUGGGGGAAGGGGAGACAUACGACGCCCUGCUGAUCAGCUACGAGUCUCUACGCAAGACCCUGAAAGAACGCGAGCGCAGGCGGGGCACGACCGAUGAGCAGGUGAUAGGUCGAGCGAACACUGCGAGGACAGAACUGGAGCAGCUCAAGGAGGAGAUCGAGCUGGUCAGAACGGCCAACAGGAACUUCAAGAAACUCCUCGAGAAUCGUCUGGAAAAGUGGAGGAUGUUUCAACGCUAUAUCUCUUCGAACUCCCGCGCCAACUUCAUGUUUCUUCUCAGCGAGCGUGACUUCAGGGGCAGGCUUAUUCUGGACCACUAUACCCACACUCUCGAGGUACAAGUCGAGCCCGAUAAGACCCGCAAGAAUGCUGCCGCUCGCAACACGAAGACCUUAUCCGGAGGCGAGAAAUCUUUCUCGUCAAUCUGCUUGCUGCUCGCGAUAUGGGAGGCCAUGGGCUCUCCGCUCCGGUGCCUGGACGAAUUCGACGUCUUCAUGGACAACGUCAACCGUGCAAUCAGCACAAACAUGCUGAUUUCCGCCGCGCGCAGCUCUAUCAGCCGACAGUACAUACUGAUCACGCCAAACGCCAUCGAGGGGCGGGCGAGCUUGGACAAGGACGUGAAGAUCACCAGGUUGACCGAUCCUCGCCAGAGGCGACUUGCAGACUUUUAG